This is a messenger RNA of Acanthosepion pharaonis, 663 nucleotides long. The record is from the annotation of a GenBank genome assembly. Lineage: Eukaryota; Metazoa; Mollusca; Cephalopoda; Sepiida; Sepiidae.
AUGGGGAAAGACAGGAAGUUAGGCGACGUCGGUCACCGUUCGCCAAGGGACAAAAGGCGGGAAAAGCAGACGUUUGUUAAUGAAAUCGAAGCCAAGGACCCAAUAGUUGAUGACCCGAUAUUUUCUGCAGGAGACCCUGCUUUCUUUCCCUUAGCCUUGCCCCCUAUUCCCCCCUCCACCCUAAGCCCUCCUGAACGAUUUUCUAGCCGCGAUGCGGGGCUCCGUUUGGCUGACUUACUUUCUUUCUUUCUUUCUUUCUUUCUGCCGGCUGACUUUCUUUUUUCUUUCUUUCUUUCUUUCUUUCUUUCUUUCUUUCUUUCUUUUUCUUCUUUCUUUCUUUCUUUCUUUUUUCUUUCUUUCUUUAUUUCUUUCUUUCUACCAGUAUAUUUCCUUUUUUUCUACAGGCUGACUUACUUUCUUUCUUUCUUUCUUUCUUUCUUUCUUUCUUUCUUUCUUUCUUUCUUUCUACCGGCUGACUAUCUUUCUUUCUUUUUUCUUCUUUCUUUCUUUCAUUCUUUCUUUCUACCGGUAUAUUUCCCUUUCUUUCUACGAGUUGACCUUUUUCUUUCUUUCUUUCUUUCGCUUGCAAUUUUCUUCUUCAUUUCUUUCUCGUCUAUUUCUUUGCUCUUACUAUCUUACUUUUCUCAUUUUCUUUCGUUCUAA